AGGUCAUGGAGGAGGCGGUGAUCGGUUGCUCCCUCUACCCAAUCAGUGGUCUCCUCAAAAUGCCCUACUUGCAGCAUGCUCUUAGGCAGAGCAUUGACAAGUACGUCAUGGAAGCUUCGACGGGAGGUGGACCCUACUGGAUUACGUUUGGUGACGAUAUUGAUGAUCCGAAGUACAUCACAGUCGAUCAUGCCAACGAGAGAAUGCUCACAGGAACGGUGAACUUCAAAGACGCAGAGGGGUUCACGGUGAAAGUGUUUGACGACUCGGCCUCUACAAACCGGUUUGAAUUUUCUAUCACCAGUUCGUUUCCGAGGUACAGGAAGAAGAAGCAAGACGAGCAAAACGAAUGUCAAGAUUCUGGCGCACAUGCCUUCGGCACUCUACAACCACUUGAAUACUACCUCGAAACAACAUUCAAUUCCAUCCGAAAGAGAAGCACUGUGCACAUGCGAAAAAGCUCCCGGCUGGAAAACGUUCGACUUCUGCUGAAGGAGAGAAUCGAGCCAAAGAUGUCCUGCCAUACGAAACAGUGGCGGAAGGGGAGAGAGGCCUACUACAUC
Messenger RNA from Geodia barretti, 563 nucleotides. The record is from the annotation of a GenBank genome assembly. NCBI's taxonomy places the organism in Eukaryota, Metazoa, Porifera, Demospongiae, Tetractinellida, Geodiidae.